AUGAAGCUCUUUAACCGACAUAAUAAAAGUGAAAAUGUUAAUACCAAUAGUUUUGCUGUUGAUACGAAAAAAUCUCGUCUAAAUAAGUCACCUUUAAAAGAUUCUUUUCGUAACACUUCAUCCAAUAAUAAGAUCAAAAAUAACAGCAACAAAAUUAAUGACACAGUGAUUACUUCUACGAUACCAAUGAUCCCAGAAUCACCACAAGUUACAAAUAAACUUUUUCAAAAUAAUGAAAGAAAAUCGAAUAAUACAAGAAAGCGUUUUUUUCUUGGGAAACGGCUCAAAAAAGCAGCUUCAUCUUCAUUGUCAUCCUCAUCAAACAAAUCAAAGCAACAAUCGUUAUUACUCCCGAUUAACACUAGCAUCUCAGAUAAAAUUAAAGAAGAUGAAGUCAGUAAUUCACCAAUUGAAAUGGAUAAAAUAUCAAUACUAAAUAAUAAGAGUGAAACUUUGUCACCGGAUAAACUUCCCCCUACAGUAUCAAAACCGUUAGAUGGUAAUAAUAAUGAUUUCUUAUCUGUAACGUCACCAACUUCUAAUUCGGAUAUCAAAUCGUCAUCUACGACAAAUAGUCAUAAUGUUAUACGGGGAUUGCGUCGAGAUUCAUUUAAACAUCAACCACCCGUCUUAAUACGUGAAUCAUCAAUACCUUCACCCGCAGUGAAUAUAAAUCAAAAUCACAAUGACCACGAAGACAUCAAUGAAACUUUUGAUUCUCGUGAGAACAGUAAAAAGAAAAAACAGCGACCAAAAAGUACUCAGGGAUUCAUUGUUUCUACGCAACAGCUGGCUUAUUCGUUCUUUAGACGUAAUCGUAAUCGUUCGUCUUCAAUGUCAUCAAUUAAUCAAGCUUCUGAAGUGCCCGAUUUAUUGUCACCUAAUCCACCAGAGAAUACAAAUCAACAGUCGGAACCCACUUUGACUUAUGAAAGUUUUCCAGAUCCGACCUCGGAAGACUUUAUUAAUGUUGAACGUUGGGAUUUGCCUGAUAAAAUAUCUGCUACUGAAGAUGCUGAGGGUGUUUUACAAAUGAUCGAGUUUGACGACAUUUUGAUUAAUGGAAUCCGGGUUAAUUGA
This is a messenger RNA of Ambispora gerdemannii, 1080 nucleotides long. The record is from the annotation of a GenBank genome assembly. NCBI's taxonomy places the organism in Eukaryota, Fungi, Glomeromycota, Glomeromycetes, Archaeosporales, Ambisporaceae.